Molecule: messenger RNA, 2331 nt
Organism: Erigeron canadensis
Lineage: Eukaryota; Viridiplantae; Streptophyta; Magnoliopsida; Asterales; Asteraceae
Exons: 14
Coding region: 17-2026 (669 amino acids)
Source: RefSeq, a predicted model, not a curated record
AAAAAAAAAAAACCAAAUGAAUUACGAAAGAGAUGCCAUGGAGGUGGAUAAUUACAAUAACAACAAUAAUAAUAUUAAGGAUGCUAAUGAAGAUGAUCCAUUUGUUAAAUUUAUUGAUUAUGCAAUAUCUAUAUUAAUAUCCCCAACUGAAGAAGAAGAAGAAGAAAAUGAUGUUGUCGUUUCGAGUGAUCGACCGGGUUGGAGUUGGGUUGCGAAUCGGGUUAUAAAAACUUGUAAAGCUUAUUCGAGUGGAGUCACUCCUGCCAUUCUCCUCUCUGAACUCUCUCAGGCAUGGGCUGAGAAUCAAAGAGGUGGGUAUUCUAAGAAGAAAAGGCCUGAAUGUAUUGAUCAUUUGCAAAAAAACCAAAAGAGAGGAAAGCUUCCUAACACAGUUACGAUCGAUUCAAUUUACGAGAAGAAUUUCUUGUCAUUGACUAGUGUUAUUGAGGCUGUUGUAGUUGAUGCUUUUCUUCUUCCAGGGACAAAUUUUUACAUGCUUACCUUAGGAGAUUUUUGGAGCUCCAAUACUAUUGAUCUUUAUCUUCAUCGCAGGUUUUAUGACUUGGCGGAUCUCAAAAAUGGGAUACUGAGGAAAGGACGGGAGAUUUUUCUUACAGGAUGUUAUCUUCGGACAACCUCGCGUGGAUCCGGACACUUGAGACUUCUACCAACAGAGUAUUUACUGAUACUACUAGAUCAGGAUGAAGAUGAUGAUGCAAUGCUGCUUGGAGCACAAUUUUGUUCUGAUUCUUUGUCUUCCAUUUCUCUUGAUGCAGUGAACGAAGGAUUCUCAUAUUCAUUAUAUGCUAGGAUCGAGUCUAUUGGUUCUCUAGAUGUUCAGGGAAAGUUCAGUAGCUUGCAGAGGAAACAAAUUACACUUGUGGAUAAUGAUAAUUUCAGAAUAAAGUUUCUUCUAUGGGGUGAUCAGGUCAUGCUUGCCAAUCUUUUCAGUAUAGGAAGCUGGCUAGCCCUGGAUCGACCAUAUGUUUCAAGUUGUAUUGACAGUACUCUGGAUUCUUCUGAAGAGAUAUGUCUUGAAUACGGGAGUGUGACUCAGCUCUAUAUGGUGCCUUUUAUUCAACAUGAGGAACAGGUAUCUGUAGCAUUGACACAAAAUCAUUUCCAAGGAUCUAAACUGUUAACUGCAGCUGAUCCAAGUCAAGGACCUAAGGUUUCUCAAGUGACCUUGCCAUGUGAUUCUCGGGGAGCCAUUGACUUCAGUAAUUACCCUUUUAGAUUGUUUGUCACUGAUCUUCGAGACAAGAUGAGUAGCAUAAGCAUCUACGGCGUGGUUACAGAUAUUAAAAACAAUUAUAAUCAAGAAUGUGUCUUCUCUUUGAGAAUUGAAGAUACAACUGGAGGAAUAUGGGCUAAGCUGCAUUUUGUCAAAUCUUGGUCAUUUGGUAAAAUAAGCAUUGGGCAUACGGUAUACAUCGCUGGCUUGACAUGCUCUAUGGCAAAACAUAAGAGCUUGGAAGUCUCAUGGCAUGAGAAAGAAGGUGGCUGUUUGUUUGUAAACCUGAGCUGCUUACCAGCAUUAUUGAAUUCCUUGUGUCUUCACAAAUCGUCCAGCCUUUCGGAUCUGUCUGCCAAUAGUAGCAACACACAUGUGUGCCGAAUAUGGCUAGACCAGAUCGAAUAUUGUCAUUUAAAUUUAAGAUAUUCUCAUGCAUCUUGUGGGCACACAGUUACAAAGAAUCUUGGAUUUAAAUGCAACUUCUGUGGCUGUCAAUGUGAUGAUGACAUUGUUCGGAGUUUCCAUUUCAAAGUUACUAUAGCAGAUGAUACUAGUAAAGUUUUAGCUUGGUGCACGGGUGAUGUGGGUACCGAGUUGCUGCAAAUAUCUCCUGAUGAAUUCCAUAACUUGACUGAGGAAGAGCAAAUUAUGUAUCCAUCUUCUCUUGAGCAUGAAAGGUUCAUUGUAGCAUUGGUUAACACCAAGCGUGAGGGUUUUGGCACAGCCGACGGACUAGUGCUGGAUGAUGAUUCGAGUUGGGAAAUCACUCGAGCAUUAAAGUCUGACUGAAGUACAAAUGCUUGUUCGUUCAUCCCAUUUUCCUUUGGGUUCUUAUGAGGAAAAGAUGCUUAUUGCUGUUACAAAAGAUGCUAACAAUAUAUUGUCGAUUGCUUAUGCUAUUGUUGACAACGAAUCUUCAAACAUAGUUAGUGGCAGAGCUACAUGGAGGCAAAUGGUGACCGUGACUACUCUACAAUAUCUAUAGACUGUAUAUUCUAAUAUUAUAUUUAUUUAUUAUAUCAGGUUAAAAGUUAAUUGACCCCAAUAAGCAUACACUUGGAUUGUAAAUUGUAUAACUCCCUUUAGACCUAAAA